AGGGCCCUCAUGACUGCUUCAACUCCAUUUGGUAAAUAUCGUCCAAAGUAGUGCCUCUGCUGUGUAAUUAGUUCCCUCGCAUGCACGCAUUGCAAAGUGGUCGGACGUCUCGAGGUUCUGCCAUUCGUCACUUGGCUGGCCAGUGUAGGUAGUAAAAACGUUACUUCUUCUAAAAUGAGAGACGCACUUCUUGCGUCAACCUUAUGCACGAUGUUGUAGAGACGCAUUCAUCGCAGUCGCACUUGUACAUCUCCGGUUGGCGCCAGCAACUUGAUACGCUGCUUCCCGCUAGUUUACAUAUCAGCCACAAAAACAAGUCACGUCCACCACCGUAGCCGCGCCCAGGGUUAUUUGCUAAGCUUGCGCCUUCUCUUUGUUCGCCGACCGAACGCGCAAACGCAUCAUGGAUGGACAUGAAAAAGAACAACGCGAAUGAAGACGGGCGGCUGGUGGAGGUCUUCGGAAGCGUCGAUGCGGGUCCGGUGCGCACGCUCACGGUAGUGAGCACGCCAGUGGAGCUUCCGCCCGCCGAGGACCCGCCGUCCGCGACGGCUGCGAGCAGCUCUCGGGUAGUUUCCGACCGGCAGAAAGUGGUGCAGUUCGAGUCCUCGUCGGGCAUCGUCAUCCAAAACGGCCUCGCGACUGUCCCCACGACCUCGACGUCGGCCAGCAGCGCGCCCGGUGUCGCAAGAAGCUCCUCCGAGGCAUCUUCCAUCUCCUCCAGCACUGCUCUGGUGCCCGGCCGAGGAAAAGCCGAACAACAUGUGGUAGAAGGAGCACCAACGUCCACGCGACCGUCUUCGCCGCAACCAAUAUCCUCGGCGUCCGCGGGGGGCAGUAAGAAACUCGCGUCCGAGCUUGCGCCACCGGUCGCCGCGACAGUGUACGGGGUUCCGGUCGCGAACGCAGAGGAGCUCGAUUUGCGAGGGCAGACGGCCGACGGGGUACUCGCACCUACCCCGAUUGCUGCCGGUCUCGUCACCAGCCCACCCAGUACCACCUCCCCGGACCCGGGGUCCACCUACGGUGGCUCCCCUCUUAUCAAGCGCGAGCUAUUUCCGCCGGACACCUUGAACUCCGCGGCACCGCAAACCCGCACGGACGGGACGCUCGGACCGCACGCAACCGCGCUGGCUAUCGACGGCGAGGAGGACCGGCAAACCAUCACCGGUGAAGUAGUAAACGGCGAUACAACUACCGGCGUGCGCGCUGCAGUUGCGCGAUACUACCGCUGGGCCCGCGCCAAAGUGAUGGGGCGCGACACCACCGGCUCCGUUCCCGAGGAAUACGGGCUGCGACAGGUCGAUGACUACUCCGGCCGAAGUCCCGAGCCGCCGGGCGAGCACGAAGCUUUCGGUUUGCUCGAGGCAAACACCAAGCGCAGCAGCAGCCUCGAAGACCGGCUCAGCGACGAGGAGAACAAGGGCGCCUCGCCACAGCUGACCAUUCGCCUGGUGGCCGCCUGUUUGUUUCAGCUGCCGAUGGGCAUCAUAUGGAGCACCAUUGGGCUCAUCGUUUUGCCCUACGAGGCGGAAAAGUUCUACCCGAAGGCGCACUCCGGCUUUCUCGGCGUACUGCUCACGAUCGCGGGCACGAGUCAGGUGAUAUCGCCGAUCAUCGGUCGCCUGUCCGAUGACCACCGAUCCAUCUUCGGGCGACGCCGCCCCUUCAUGAUCUACGGGACGCUCCUGACUGCCAUCGGGGUAGGGGGGCUCAGCUACUGCUCCGCACACGUCUUGGUGAUCAUGUAUGCAGUGUCGCUCUUCGUCUCGCAGGUACUUACUCCUCCUCCUUCUGAUAUCGGUGGUUGUUGAGUAGAGCACUUCUUUCUUUUCAGGUGGGACUGUGAAUAGUUUUUCUCUAGUACUUCAUCGUCCCUGCAAAUUCUCACUGUCGAGGAUUUUUCUCACGAACGCUGCACGACCUCUGCUAAAUUUCGCACAGGUGGGACUGAACGUGAUCUAUUCCGCUACGGUGCUUGGGCUGGUGCCCGACACGCUGGAGGCGCAGGGGCUGGGUACCAACAACGCGUCAGCCAGUGGGAUAAUUGCCAUUUUUCAGUUUUUGGGGAACUUACUCGGGAUGUUGUUCAUGAUGGGCACCGCAACGAUGGCCAUGGAAAACGUGUAUCCAUUUUACCUCGUGUCCGUGCUUUUUACCGCCGCCGUCGUCUGGAUCUGCUGUCCCGAAGAAAGCAGUCUGGUACAUCGUGAAGCUAGUUUUUAUGUUUUCGCUCUUCAUUCCAUCAAAACCCUUUGGGUCAACAUGCCAAUACCAGAAGCUGUUUCUACUUGCGUUCUGUAUACAAAAAGUCACUGCGCCUGCUGCGACGAGCCGACUGGGGCAGUAUCAUCUAGGUGAAAACGUGCAUCGUCUAAGUACUUACCGCUACAACUUUGUAAACUUUUUUUGGUUCUUUCUCGUAAAAAAAAUUCCCCCUUUGUCCCUUAAUCCAACAGGGCCGCAAGCGGACCCGGAAAGACGACGGUGGUGGCGCGGCCUUCUACAAGGCCCUUUUGUUCGACGCUAGCAAGGAGCCGGAUUUUUUCUGGGUGUUCGUGGGACGCACGCUGUACUACUUGAGCAUAAGUUGCCUCUCCUUCAUUUACUACUUCGUACGCGACGUGGGGGGAGUGUCCGACGAAACGACACGGAAGUUCUACGUCGCGCUUAUGACCUGCUCAAACGUUACAAUCUCAAACGUUACUAUAGAAUCUGAGACUUGUCUUGCAUGAUCAACAUGACCGACUCGGACAGCGUUCCACUUUUUGCAAUACAAAUUUCGCCAGAUUGUAGUGCGGAUUGGGACUCCAGAACUUGUCAUGCGCAAUCCUGUGGGAGUAGGGUAGAUCAUGCGCUUCUUGCAACACAAAUUCCAGACUCUAUUGUAACGUUUGAGAUUGUAACACCUGACCGGGUUAUAGCGCUCAUCGUCGUCUGCGCACAGAGCACCGGCGCGCUUACCGCCUACCCGGCCGGGGUCUUGUCAGAUUCCGUGGGCAGGAAACGACUUGUGUACAGUGAAUUUGAACAAUAAGAUUUUAUUCUGGAUGGUUUAUAUAGACAAUACGUAACUGUGACUCCUGCUAGCAGCUGUAUUGCUAUUAUGCACGAUGAAAUCGCAACAAGAUAUUCAUGAACACAGGUACCUGUCCUGCGUUAUGAUGGCGCUGUGCUACUUUUGGUACUUGCUGAUACCAUACCUGCCACGCAUCGGCUCUCUGCACUUGCUGCUACUUGGAUCGUGCAUAUACGGAAUUGCAGCGGGAUGCUACAUGAGUGUCGAUUACGCACUCGCGCUGGACUGCCUACCCGACAAAAGCUCCAAGGGCUCCUCCGAGGCACUUGGUAAGAAAUAGAUCAUGUGAAGAACAUCAUGUGUGUCCUCGUUCUAUAAUAUGCGCUGUGCAAAUUAUUUCUACGUUUGUCGCAGUGUCGCGCCAUCAGGUUUGAAACAUCUCGUGUUGACGACCGUGAAAUCGGGUGGCAUACGUUUAUUCCCUGCGCGGUUCGAGUGAAGAGGACUUAUCCCGCCUGAAUACAACAAUCAAACAUUGUCGCAGGUCUUUGGGGCAUCAGCGGGUUUAUCGGCAGUUACAUCGGGCCGAUGGCCGGCGGUAGCCUGUUGGAAGUGUUCGGUGCCACGGCGAAGAAAGACCACUAUUCCUACAUGGGGUACUUUGCACUUCUUUCCGUCGGGGGACUCAUGGCUCUCUUUUCCGCAUGGGUAACGUCUUUCAUCAAAAAAGCCAGGUAGCAUUUGGUCGGGGUCCAAGACAUGACAACUGCAGAUGCACGCACUCUACUCGCACGCGCGCACAACGGGGUAGUAGGUGUUUCGGUAUUUAUGGAGUCGAUAAGCGGCGACUCAGAACCUCCCUGCAGCGCGAGGUCGAGCAACAGUAGACUUGGCAGUGCGCCGAAGGCUGCACGAGGUCGGGCUUCGGACUCUAAAAGUGGCGCCUUCCGGCUGCAAUCAGUAUCCAUGAGAAACUGUCGCGGAAAGCAGAAAUUGAAAUGUACCAAACCGUCUUGAGCAGCACACCAACGAGAUGUUGACCGAACGAACACCAGUGCCGAAUAAAUGCAUCAGCAACGCGGGGUCAGGGCGACAGCAAUAAAAAAUGGCUCAAAUGUACGAAGGACGAAGCAGACCCCGCACGACAGUCCCUGGGUGGUGACGGUAAAAGAUCGGCACAACCAUUAUGUUGAGCAGCUUUUGAAAAUUUUCCACCCUUAGCGUCGCGGACUGUCGUAGAGAAAGCACCGAAUGCCCCCUGUAGCGGUUGGGGAAGCCUCGUAUUUGCAAAUGUACAUGUGUAGGAAAACGAAAACGCGCAGAGAAAAAAGAAAUCGACUGAGUCAUCAACAGUUCUUGCAUGUAAGACUUUUCAAUCCGCCCUCCGACAGGGCGCUGUGACCAC
Messenger RNA from Amoebophrya sp. A120, 4424 nucleotides. The record is from the annotation of a GenBank genome assembly. NCBI's taxonomy places the organism in Eukaryota, Dinophyceae, Syndiniales, Amoebophryaceae.